Messenger RNA from Saccharomyces cerevisiae S288C, 1671 nucleotides. RefSeq lists its product as uncharacterized. Gene Ontology annotation, cellular component: vacuole. NCBI's taxonomy places the organism in Eukaryota, Fungi, Ascomycota, Saccharomycetes, Saccharomycetales, Saccharomycetaceae. Gene Ontology annotation, biological process: protein ubiquitination. The transcript has a single exon. The record is from RefSeq and is marked reviewed. Bases 1 to 1671 code for a protein of 556 amino acids.
AUGUUUGAUAAGUUACCUUAUGAGAUUUUUAAACAAAUUGCCUGGAGAAUUCCGCAGGAAGAUAAAAUUUCGUUAACAUAUGUAUGCAAAAGAUCCUAUGAAUCAAUUAUACCUUUCAUCUACCAGAAUUUAUUUCUUAAUGAAACCUAUCACAUCAAUGGUGACUAUGAUAACUCAUUUGGAACCUGUUAUUGGUCUGUCCUAAACUUUCACUACAUAGAUGAAGAUGAUUCCAAUACUAAAAACGACAUGUCGAAUAGAAGACUAGCUAAAGUGAAAUUUAGUUAUUUCGAAAGAACAUUAGCAGAGUCACCGAAAAGAUUAUGUCCCUUAAUUAAUCGAAUACGUUGUACAUGGCAUUUAAAUGAAGAUGUGAUGACAAAUGUACUUAAAUUGCUAUCCGAGUAUGGAUCCAAUUUGAAAUUUGUCGAUCAAUUUGUUCGCUCAUCAGUUAACAAGGGGCUAGAACCUUUAUCAAAGCAAUUAAAAACUCUAACAUUAACGCCACCAACGUUAAUGCCCACCCAUAACAGUGUAAGCGGUUCUUAUUUGAAUAAAAUUGAUCGGUUGCUCUUGAAGUGCGAUCUAUCUCGAUUAGAAAAACUUUCCAUUCAUAUAAACGCAUUGAAGUACUUCAAAAAUACCGGGUCUCCUAUGAAGAUCAAAGCAUUGGUAUUAAAUUUGCGACCCGACACACUUAACCUUGCGGAGUACGACGCUUCCGAUGACUUCUUAAAAGAGCUAGAAUACAUCGACAUAUUUGAUGCUUCCACCUUAAGGCAGCUAGAGAUUUUGUCUUGGUACAGUCGCGACGAUUUUCCCUCUGGCGAAGAAGGUGGUUUUGACAGGUUAUAUGUCAAAUGGGGGCUAGAAGGAUUUUGGAAAUUUCCGAACAUUGAGAAACUAUCAUUAGCGUCAUUGGUUUACAGCGAAUUUUUUCUAAUGAAUUGUUUGGCUGUGUUUCACAAUUUAAAGAUACUGAAACUUGAUUACAUGGGUAAAUUUGACUUCGAUGUGUCGUUGAUUAACUUCUUAUCUAAACAAGUGUGUGGCAAAAAAUUACAGCGUUUUGACAUACACUGCCAACUAAAUCACAGGCUUUUUUUUCCCAUGACAGAUAACCCACUAACUCGCUUGAAUUUCGAUGGUUUCUGCCCUUGUUCAACUUGCAAAAAUACAAUUCACGAGGUCAUUCUAAAAAAAAUCUUUCCUGAAACCCGGUCAAAACUUUUAAAGAACCCAAAUAAGUUCCAAGCCCAUAAUUUCUUUUACCAAAUGUUUUUCGAGAACAAGAUCAUGCCCUAUACAAACAUUAUUGACAACGAAUCACCUGCGAUGGGAUGGGAUUCUGUACCUAUUGAAACGUUUGUACGAAAGUUCAAUGAAAAUCUGCAAAGCACCAUAGAAAAUACUGAGAAUAUUACAGUGAAUAAAAUUACUAGAGAAGAUGCCAUUAGUUUGUACCACUUAUACCUUCAUUAUCUAAAAGACGUAUUUAAAGUUUUUGAGCAAAGUUUGCCGAACUUAGAAUAUCUAACCAUCAACGGUAUACCUACAAAAAUAAUACAAGUGGACGAGUUACAACGAUGCGCGGUUCCCCUCUUCUAUAAUAAUGGCUAUAAAAGCAACUCUGUUUAUGAAUUGGUGGACGCAGAAGCUCUAUUUAGUUGA